Asterias rubens (European starfish) is the source of this 1164-nucleotide messenger RNA. RefSeq lists its product as uncharacterized. NCBI's taxonomy places the organism in Eukaryota, Metazoa, Echinodermata, Asteroidea, Forcipulatida, Asteriidae. The record is from RefSeq and is a predicted model, not a curated record. The transcript has 3 exons. The annotation marks the transcript as partial.
AUGGCGGAGGGCCGCGACACAAGUUCUGACUCUGAUGAUGACCGUGUUGAAAUACCAGCUUCUAAGAAGGUUUUUUUCAAGUUUCUUGCUGAGGAGAGAAAAAUUCCGAAAGAGACAUUGAACAUCAUGAUUGCUGAGAAGCUGGACUGUGUGACAGUAGCUGAUAUGUCUGAUAAAGAUCUGCAACAAUUUUUGCCAAAGCUUGGUGACAGAAUAGCAGUCCGGCAGUAUUGUUGCAGAGAAAAAGAAGUCAGUUCUAAGGAUGGAGCUGUUUGUAAGGCAACCCUUAGUUUAAUGGAAAAAAUUCGGGGAAAAAAACGUAAAAUGUUUGGUGGAAACUUAAAGGACAACCGAAGUAGUAAACUGACUGGAAAUACAAACGCUGUUAGACAGAAACGCCGUUUUGAGAUAGGUUGGAAGGAUUUCAAUCGGGAUUGUUUUUCUCAGGUCAGGCAGCAAAGAGGAGGUGGAACAAGACAUCUUAAACUCGAUAAAGAUGUAACAAUGGCAGAGAUAAAAGACAUUGCCAUAAAACUGUUCUUUCCAAAUGGAAAAUCAAAACUUGGAGAAAUAAAAGAGUUUGAAAUUACACUGAGAGACCACCAGGAUAAUAUGUUAGAUCCAUCAACAACAUUGCUUGAACUUAUUGAGCUCUUGAAAUUAAAAAUGUUGAGAAUUUACAUAUUUACCAAGCGUAUAGAAGAAACAGAUUUUCCAAAGUCAUCCUCCAUCACUACAACUAGCUCAGUUGUUCCACCGAGCUCGCCUGAGACGCCUGAGACAAGAGAUCAAUCUGAAGACGAGGAUCAAUCAAACAUCGCAGGACCUUCUAGACCUUCAAAUAAUUCUGAGCCUUUCCUCGAGUCAAUCUUACUGUCUUCAGAUGACGAAGUUCUAUUCGGAGGUGGACUUAUCAAUGAAGAAAUGUUCCAUGACACUCUCACAUAUGAUUUCCUCAGUGACAACCUUGAAAACGUUCGUCCUUCUUCCAGCGAGAGGAAUACCUCAACACCAGGAAACAAAAUUCAAAGAAUCAAACUCCAUCGGGGUCAGGUUUUUGUAGAACUAAACAAUGCUGUCAAAAACGGCACAGUAUCAUCGAAUGAUGCCGUUAUUGAAGUCGAGAUGAUUCUACCUAAUGGAACUGUUGAAAAAGGGGAAGAU